AGAUUUUCAAUUGAUGUAAUGUAGUGAGAGACCUUUACAGAGGAGAUGGUGGCUCUUUCACUUCGACUUUUAUUGGAUACUGUGAAUCUGCAUUCUUCAAAGCAAGAUGCGAAUUAUUGUUUUUAGUCGUUGUUUGGUUGAAAUGUUGAUGUUUUAUUCUUAAUAUCCGCAUUUUUGAUACGUUGGUGGUGUUUUUUGAUGUAGAAAUUGAGAUGUAGGAGUUCACAUCCUUGCCUGGCUGCUCUGGUGUUUGACGUAAAAUAGCAAGAGCGGACAGUAUCAGUACCCAUGGAGACUGCGAGUGCCCUGAUCUCCAAUGCAGUGUUGCUGUUGCAUAGAGACUAGAGAAAAACUGUGAAUUUCAAGGAUUACACAACUCUCCAGAGCCACAUCAGGAAGACAUGGGGUGGGCCACUGGCAUCAAAGGAGCCUCAAAUCAUUUCAUGGCAAACUCUGAAGUGCAGAGCUGUUUUUGAUUUACGUGAAUAUAGAGCUGGACAACAUCUGGCUGUAUGAUGCAUUUUACUUCCCCAUAGAUUUUGUUGUAAGCACCAGGAGCAGAGCAGCCAUUACCCUUCAGUGCAUCAUCUGAAUGGAAAUAUGGACACCUUCAAUGGAGGAAUUUUAACUCAACAUGUCCAGGAACUAUGAGCCUGGUCACUCAGUAGGGAUGUUGGCUGCUGUGGAACAUGGUCCCAUCCUCUGCAGCGACUCCAACAUCCUCUGCCUCUCGUGGAAAGGCAGGGUCCCCAAAAGUGAAAAGGACAAGCCGGUGUGCCGGAGGCGGUACUAUGAGGAGGGCUGGCUCGCCACGGGGAACGGAAGAGGAGUUGUUGGGGUGACGUUUACAUCGAGUCACUGCAGGAGGGACAGAAGCACACCUCAGAGAAUCAAUUUCAACCUGCGAGGACACAACAGUGAGGUUGUCUUGGUCCGUUGGAAUGAACCCUUUCAGAAGCUCGCAACCUGUGAUAUGGAAGGAGGUAUUUUUGUCUGGAUCCAGUAUGAAGGAAGAUGGUCUGUAGAGCUGGUGAACGACAGAGGAGCCCAGGUGAGUGACUUCACUUGGUCACAUGACGGCACUCAAGCCCUCAUCGCGUACCGGGAUGGCUUUGUGUUGGUUGGCUCGGUCAGCGGACAGAGACACUGGUCCUCAGAGAUUAACCUGGAGAGUCAAAUCACCUGUGGCAUCUGGACGCCUGAUGAUCAGCAGGUCUUGUUUGGCACCGCAGAUGGUCAGGUGAUAGUGAUGGACUGUCACGGACGAAUGCUCGCCCAUGUUCUGUUACAUGAGUCUGACGGGAUCGUGAGCAUGUCCUGGAACUGCCCCGAUUUCCUGGUGGAGGACAGCACGGAGAGCGACACGGACUCCGAUGACAAUAUUCUGCCGUUAGUGCGGAGAGUCAAGCCUCUGUUGACAGUCACCUUCUUAUCAGGAGACAUCAGUUUAAUGAACAACUACGACGACCUCUCUCCUGCCGUUAUUCGCUCAGGGCUAAAAGAUGUUGAGGCCCAGUGGUGCUCCCAGGGAGACCUCCUGGCUGUGGCCGGCAUGGAGAGACACGGGCUUCCUGUCGACUCUGCCUGCUCGUCCAUCAUGAGGAACGCACUGGUGAAGUUCUACAAUGUCCAAGGAGAGCACAUCUACACUUUGGAAACACCUGCACAGAGACCCAUCACCACCAUCUGUUGGGGUCACAGAGACUCUCGUCUGUUCCUUGCAUGCGGUCCAGCACUGUAUGUGGUGCGUGUGGAGCACAGGGUGGCCAGCCUCCAACUUUUAUGCCAGCAGGGUAUCGCCAGCGCCCUGCGGGAGGAGAAAGAUGUGGGGAAGCUGAACAUGCCGUCACUGCUCUGCUCUUACGUCACCACUGCUUUUAUACCCACCAUCAAGCCUCCAAUCCCUGACCCCAACAACAUCCGUGACUUUGUCAGCUAUCCCACAGCUGGGAAUGAGCGGCUCCACUGCACCAUGAAGCGGGCAGAGGACAGCCCCGAGACGGGCGGACCCUGCUACACUCUCUACUUAGAAUAUUUAGGAGGGCUGGUGCCCAUUCUCAAAGGAAGGCGCAUCAGUAAACUCCGGCCCGAGUUUGUCAUUAUGGAUCCAAAAAUGGACAGCAAAGCAGAGGAGGUGUGUGUGAAUCCCAUGAUUUCAUACACCGACAGCUGUAACUGCUCUGACUCCAGUGACAUUGAGCUCAGCGAUGAGUGGGUCGGGAAGAAGUCACCAAAGUUAUCCCGAGGAAACAGGAUGAACUUGGAAUCGAGAAAAUCUCCCAAACUUUCACGUGCCAAUCAGGAAGGCCAACGGUCGCCCCGUUUACCAACAAAGAAACCUCCAAUUCGGUCCCCCAGUCUGACUCGUCGAGAGUUUUGUAUGGAUGGGAUCACAGAGCAUAACUACCUUGCUCAAGUCACAUCCAACAUUUGGGGGACAAAAUUCAAAAUUGUUGGACUUGCUUCUUUUCUCCCUGCCAAUCUCGGUGCAGUCAUCUAUAAGACAAGUUUGCUUCAUCUGCAACCGAGACAGAUGACAAUCUACCUUCCAGAAGUGCGAAAGAUUUCUCAUGACUUCAUGAGCCUGCCUGUGUUCAACCCCAAUGUGUUCAGUGAGGAUGAGGAUGACUUACCAGUGAUGGGACCAUCUGGAGUGGCAGGAGAAAAUCCUCCGUGCACAGUCAACAUUCCCAUUGCUCCCAUUCACAGCCCGGCUCAGGCCAUGUCCCCAACUCAGAGUAUCGGCCUGGUUCAGUCUCUUCUGGCCAAUCAGAAUAUUCAGCUUGAUGUCCUGACCAACCCAACAGCCAAUGCAGCAGCUGCAGCUGCAGCGGCAGCAGCUUCUGUCCCUGUUACUGAUCAUGGGCAGGAUGCAGUUCCAUCACCGUAUCCAGUACCAACUAGAUACACAAACCCUGGUCAAGUGAUCUUCAAUGGGCUGGAGAUGGGCCCUCUUCUUCCUGGUACCCUUCCUCCGCCACCUCCACCUCACCACCUCCCGCCGCAGCCUCACCCGCAGCGGUCUCACUCACAGCAACCUCGCCAACUGCCGUCCAAACAGUCGCAACAAAUGCAGACGCAGCAGCAGAAAAUGCAUCAUCAUCAACAACAGCAACAGCAGCAACAGCAACACCACCACCAGACUCAAUCGCAGCAGCAGCAACAGCAGCAAUUGCAGCAGCAACAGCAGCAGUUACAGCAGCAGCAUCAGCAGUUACAGCAGCAGCAGCUACAGCAGCAACAUCAACAGCUGCAGCAGCAGCAGCAACAGCUGCAGCAACUGCAGACGCUCCAUCAACAGCAGCAGCAACAACAUCAACACCAGGUUCAGCAGCACCAACAAAUGCAACAGGAUCCGGCGCACCAACACCUUCAGCACCAACAGCACAUUCAGCAGCAGCAGCAGCAGAUGCAGCUGCAGCACGAACAGAUGCAGCAACAGCAGCAGCAGAUGCAGCAGCAGCAGCAGCAGAUCCGGCAGCAGAUCCAGGAGAUGAGGCAGCAGCAGCAGCAGCUCCAGCAGCAGCACCAGCAGAUCCAGCAGCAGCAUCAACAGAUGCAGAGGCAGCACCAACAGAUGCAGCAGCAGCUGAAGAUGCAGAUGACGCUGCCCCCUCCUCCAUCUGGCUAUCCAACCAUUUCAUUACACCAGAUUCAUCUCCUGCCUCCUCCUCCUACCACUGAGCCUGGGUUCAGCAGGGAGCACGGACACACUCUGAAACCAAGCCUCCCACGGACUUUACCUCCCUUCACUGACAUGGACGGAGCUGUGGAGAUUCAGAUGAGGAAGGUGAAUCCUCCUCCUCCAUACCCGGGCACCGUGGUGUCUGCAGCGACAGCCACAGCCGUCGCUACUCCUCAAACUCUUGUCACAAACUGUGACAGCCCAAGUGUCUUGGCGCCAGACCCCUGCCUGAAGAAGGAUGAAUUUUUGCUUCACCCUGUCACUUUACAGUACCCAACACCUCUGGGGUAUGAAAGGAUCACGACCUUUGACAGCAGCGGCAACGUGGAGGAGGUUUGUCGGCCACGCAGGCGCCUCGUUCGCAACCAAAAUGCGUAUGCUGUCCACGGCAUCGGAGGCUCGGCCACGCUCAAAGUCACCUCCUCUGAGAAUAAAAAAAUCCAGCUUCCCUACAGCUCAGCAACACUCAGUCGUCUCUCUGUCCCGCGCUACUCAAUACCAAGCGGAGACCCUCCUCCUUACCCUGAUCCAGCCAAUCAAGUGACUGCUACACUCCCUCCUCCCCAGAGAAUUGAUAGCAGUCUGAUUCAUGCCACUCUGCGCCGUGACCGCAGGGAUGUGGGACUUAAAGUGCCACAGAUGAUGGAAAGCUCAAGAACCCUCCCCACCAAGGCCAAAAUGAACAGUGCACUAGCACUUACCUACCAGCAGAGGGUACCCACUGCAUUGUACACAUGCACACAGUGCAGCAGCAACAGCAGCAGCACCAGUGUCAGUGUCAGUGGUGGUGGAACUACAAGUAGUGGCAUUGCAGGGGGCACGGUGGUGAGGCAGGACUUCCCACCUGGGAAAGGAGCACAUCACAGUACGAUUAUCGUGCACUCCAAAAGCACCACACCCAUGGCCUCUCAGUCGUCCUACAGUCUGCUGAGUGCUGUUGAUAACAGCAGGGACAGAACGGUGUACGUUAACUCUGCCUUUACUGAAGAUGAGACUUUAAAUCAGCAGUGUCACCUUGAAAAAUCUGUACGUCAGCUGACGCUCGGCGAUGUCAGUUUGACAGUUAAACGCCCUCCGCCUUACCAGUGGGACACCUCCACCACAGAGGAGUUCUGGCUCACUCCAGAACAGACAAUGUUAGGCCCUCCACCAGGACCUCACAAACCUCCUCCACUCAUCAUCAGUCAAGCUCAGCACUUGGACAUGACCCGGCUGCCGUUUGUCCUCACAACUAAACCUCCAACCAGUCAGACCACGAGCACUCUUACUUUCCCGUCAGGUUAUCAGAUAUCUCUCUCGCCUUUUCCUCCAGGUGUGGGUCACAGUGGUCCUCCACUUCAGACCUUACAGAACCCUCCACCUCAGUGCUCUCCAAAUGAAGUGGUUGGUUCUGUCCCUUUUGCUCAGCAGGAUCCCAACUUGGUCUUGCCGCCAGGUUAUCCUCCUAGUCUUGCUAACUUAGCCUGCUGUCCUCUCCCUCCGAUGUAUCCAGGAGCCAGCUCAUGUGCCGGACUACAGCUGCACCCUCUCAACCUUCACCCAUGGAACCCUUACCCCUGCCCACCUCCCAUGCAAGACCCUCCAGCUCCUCCCCUCCCGACUAAAACUCAUCAGAUUUUAGAGAAGCCGAUUCUCUCCCCACCUCCUCCUACUGGGCCACCCCCACCGCCCCCUCUCCCUCCUCCUCCUCCACCUACUGAGCUACCACCAUCCAAAAGUGCCACAGAGGAUCUAGCAGAGUCCGCUAACAACUUUCCAGAGCCAUCAUCCCUCAAUGAAAGCCCUGUGCCACAGGAGUCCGAGCGCUUCAACAGGAAGAGCCGCAAACGACUGGACAGCAGAGCCGAGGACGCCAACAUGACCACCGUCUCCGAGGGCAAAUCUAGAAAGGAAGGACGUGCGCUCUCUGACUUUAACACUCUUAUUUCCAGCCCGAGGCUUGGCAGCAGGGAGAAGAAGAAGCCCAAGGGGCCGAGAGAGCAACUCAAUAAAACCAAGAAGAUGAGCAGGACCACAAAUGAGUUCCAGGACAGCUCAGAGAGCGAGCCGGAGCUGUUUAUCAGCGGCGAUGAGCUCAUGAACCAGAACCAGAGUAGUAAGAAGAGCUGGAAGAACAAGCGCAGCAUGCGUAUGGCGAGCGAGCUGGAGGAGAUAAAGUGUCGCAAAGCAAAUGAAAGAGAGGACCGCAGUCUGGGAAGCCAAGGAUUCGUCUAUGUUAUGGCCAAUAAACAACCGUUGUGGAAUGAAGCCACCCAGGUCUACCAGCUUGAUUUUGGAGGACGAGUCACGCAGGAGUCAGCAAAGAAUUUUCAAAUUGAGUUGGAUGGCAGACAGGUGAUGCAGUUUGGGCGAAUUGACGGGAAUGGCUACAUCUUGGAUUUCCAGUAUCCUUUCUCAGCAGUGCAGGCAUUUGCUGUUGCCUUGGCCAACGUGACUCAGAGGCUUAAGUGAACAAAAGGGUUUUGUGUUGUUGUACACUAGUUCAAAAGAAGCCACAAUGGUCUAGCACCCCAAAGUGUGGGGCUAAAGCUGGGAAAUGUCAGUGUUGUGGUGGUUCUUUUAAAUAUAGAAGUGGAUCUUGCACAUGCAGACAAUCAGUCUGUUGAAGGCAGUGUCAGGCGAGGUCAGUGGUCAUGGAGACUACACCUGUUACUCCAUCAUUUCUAGUCCAUAUGUUGAAUGUACUCAAGCUAAUUUUAUUUAUUACUGAGGUGUUAUUUAGUGAAGUAAAAAAAAUGUUUCCUGGAUAAACAAAAGGUUAGCUUACUUACAUGUUGGAGUGGAUUUUAAAAGGAGUGUGGAGGUGCCAAAGACAUCUUCCCUUCUUAAACAGAUGGCUUAUUCAAUGUACUUUAAAUUAGUAAUAAAUAUUUUAUUUAUGUUUGUGAUGUUAAUAAAAUAUAUACACUGCAAAUACCUACAUUGUUAGGUACGAUGGCAUUCAAUAUUGCAAAUACAUUUUCAUGAAGUCAUACCAUAUCUGAUAUUAAAAAACAACAACACUGCACUAUUUUAAGUCUGUUUUAAGUAUUUAAGUAAAUAAAUUGUGCGGUUUUGUCAUGACUAUCAACCUGAUUAUUAUUGGGAUUUUCCAAUUGUUUAUUUGUAUCUAUUCUUCAUUCAAAUCCCAUUUGCUUGAGGCAAUGAUUUGAUUUUUAUUCUGUUAAAUAUCCUCUACAUUAUGUUCAAAUUGCUGAACAUGCAAUCAAAUAAUAUAUUGAUUCUGCAACUGCAACAUGACUAGUUGACCACAGUUUAUCAUAGUAUGUAUAUUUUCUAUUCAUGAUACUUCUAUGAAGUGGGGCAAUGAACAUAGUUAAUCUUUUGGCCACAAUACUGCAAAUCAUUAUUCAGUCAGAGACGUUAUGAUCUGACAAUGUAUUUUUCAUUUGUAAAUUUACAUGUUCCGUUUCAUUUCUCCCCUCUAAAAUUGUGUAAAGAUCAACAAUAUGUUUAUGUGCCAAAAUAGUUCAAUGAAAGUAAGUUAGCAGGGGAGAUGUUUGAAAAUGGCCCUAUCCCUAUAAACGAAAAUGUGCAUAAACACAGAGAUCCUCUCGGAGAAUCUCAAACUUGGUUGGCUCUGUGUCGUUUUCAUUGGGUGUUUAUGAUGCUGCUACAUCAGUAGUUUGCCUUGUUGGAAAUCAGUGCUGCUUUAGAUAGAUAGAGCUUGUGUGCAAUAGCGCUACUUACAUAGAACUGAUGUUGUACUUGCAAAAAGAAAAUACAAAGCUGCUUGCACUGUGUAUUUAGUAAAUGACUUGAUUAUAUGCUUAGAAAAAAUGUGCUUAUAUGUUGCUAAUUUCAGUAAUUUUGUACUUCACCUUUGCUUUAUUAACAUGGUACAGAGAGUUUUUUUGAUGUUACACUUGUAGAAAAAAGAACGAGAACUUGCAAAGGUAUAAAAUACAACAUAUCCAUAAGUUGUGAAGAUUAACUGUUAGUAGGAGUGAGAUUCAUGUAGAUUUGGUGCUAAUGUAAAAAGAAACACGUGGAAAUAUCAAGACAUUUUUCAUUUGCUCAAAGAAGGUUAUUUUAAAGUAUAUGAAGGAAGUACUUUAAGAGAGGCUACAGAGAGUUUUAAUUUAUGACCUUUCAUUUAAUGCAGCUUCAGAGACUUCAGCGACAGUGUGCGUCAGUUAUCAGCAAUACUGCCUAAUGAAUAGUUGGUUGCCUGAUUUUUUUUUCUCUUAUUUUGUGAAGGAAACAAAUAUGAUGUGACCAUAGGUUUUUACAUGGACCUAUAGGCUGGCCAAAAUGUAAUAAAAAAAAACAUUGUUCCAAA
This is a messenger RNA of Centropristis striata (black sea bass), 7967 nucleotides long. It is a transcript of the gene tulp4b, whose product is annotated as TUB like protein 4b. The transcript is spliced from 16 exons. Gene Ontology annotation, molecular function: protein binding. Lineage: Eukaryota; Metazoa; Chordata; Actinopteri; Perciformes; Serranidae. The record is from RefSeq and is a predicted model, not a curated record. The coding region runs from base 635 to 6136 and encodes 1833 amino acids.